AUGACUUCUCCUACUAAAGAAGGAAGUGAUGCCGCUGAAAAUGAUCUCAAAAAUUUAGAAAAUGAAGUUCCACAUGAAUGUAGUACAGAUAUCAAGCCUUCAUUUGCUGAUUCUAAUAUUAUCACUCAUGUGGAAAGCAACCCAGUGAACAGGGAGCUAGACAUACCGACCUCCCAGGGGCAUGUUGUUUGUCAAGCAGUAGAGGACAAUGAGUUUGAAGUUGAGAAGACCCAAAAAGAUCUUCAACAAGAGCAUUUAAAAGAAGAAUCCCUUCUAAUUCAGAUCCUUAUUCCUAGAAAAUGGAUCUUUCUCAUCAAUAACAACAAUCCUUUAACUAACAGAACAAGAUUCCACUCAGGGAAAGUGGGGGUGAAAACAAGUGAUUUCUAUAAUAGCACCAUAAAUUACAAAAUUCCUCUCCAACUCUCAAUUUUGUGGAGAAUCCCAUUCAUUAACAAUCAUGAAGUAAAGAGAAUGAUUCUCCGCCUGCUGUGUGGGAGACAUUUCUCUCAGGCUGCAGGUUGUCAAAAUACCAUGUGGGUAAAGCUAAAAUAUACAGCAUUUCUUCCUUGUCCAAAUGUCCUAACCCAUGGGGAGAGAGCCAUAAUAUUUGGAAGACCUUUAAGGGUAUACUACUACCAUCACCUCAUUGAAAGAAUGGCAUCAGGAAAAUUUCACAAAUCAACCUGUGCUAAAGGGAAAGAUGGCUUCCAUAUUUUUGUGAGGCCUGUGUUCUAUAUCCCAUGGUCCCAAAUUCAAAACACACUUAAUAGAAAAGCUUUUGAGGAUCAUUUGAGAUCUCACCAUAGCAUGAGGGUUGUGAUCAUAAGCACCGAUGAUGGUUGGAAAUAUUUAUGUCCCAUUUGUGGGAGUAGUUUCAACAAUUUUGUUGAAUUUAGACAACAUUCCUGCAGCUUUCAUGGGAAUUAA
Messenger RNA from Neomonachus schauinslandi (Hawaiian monk seal), 930 nucleotides. It is a transcript of the gene CPXCR1, whose product is annotated as CPX chromosome region candidate 1. The coding region runs from base 1 to 930 and encodes 309 amino acids. The transcript has 2 exons. The record is from RefSeq and is a predicted model, not a curated record. Lineage: Eukaryota; Metazoa; Chordata; Mammalia; Carnivora; Phocidae.